AUGUCGAAAAAAACACCAAAUGCGUUUAUUCUCUAUCGAAGAGAAAAACAGUCGCAACUUCGCAAGAAGUACCCAAGAAUGCCCCAAAGAAAACUGUCGGGGCUGGUUUCCAAAAUGUGGAAGCGCGAGCUUCCAUGCAUCCGUGGGAGAUACGAAAGCAUCUCACUAAUGCUUUCUAUCACCAAUAAUAAUCGAAAUGCGGCGGCGCGGCAAUCUGUAGGUCCUACAGAUUUCGAAAAUGGGUCUACCCAUUUUUUCGUUUUCGAGAAUCGUAUAAAUAAUAAAGACUCUCUUCCUAUCGAGGAACGAGAACAACCACUUUCCACUAGUGAUGACGAUGAAUUUAUUAAUAGCAUUUUUAAUUUCGAUCUAUAA
This is a messenger RNA of Dentiscutata erythropus, 375 nucleotides long. The record is from the annotation of a GenBank genome assembly. Lineage: Eukaryota; Fungi; Glomeromycota; Glomeromycetes; Diversisporales; Gigasporaceae.